This is a messenger RNA of Colletotrichum karsti, 1422 nucleotides long. RefSeq lists its product as uncharacterized. The transcript has a single exon. NCBI's taxonomy places the organism in Eukaryota, Fungi, Ascomycota, Sordariomycetes, Glomerellales, Glomerellaceae. The coding region runs from base 1 to 1422 and encodes 473 amino acids. The record is from RefSeq and is a predicted model, not a curated record.
AUGCAAGACCUUCCCGAUCAUGUAUGGUCCCUCAUCUUCGACCACCUCGAGUACCCCAUCAGAGAGUCAAACUUCUCACACGAGAUCAAAUACACGCACCAUGGGUCUGGAAUCGAAGCACUAAACCGGCUCUGCCAAACCUCCUCCCGGUUCCUGCCCCUCGCUCAGCGGGUCCUCUAUCGCAGCCUGCCAUUCAUCAGCCCUGCCAAUCAGAAACGUCUCCUAGAUACCCUCCACAAGCACACUCACCUCAGAGAGCUUGUCCAGUACAUCUUCAUGGGGGACGGCAUCAUGUCCCGUAACGAGUUCGUCAAGCUAAUCAUCCCGUACUAUUCCGAGACACUGGAGCGGGCUUCGUUCGUACCAGACGGUCUCGAGGCCGCGAUCAAGGGCGUGCCCGAAGGCGAAGAAUGGCAGGAUUCCGUGACGGAUAUCUGGUUCGCGUACUGCGCUAUUCUGCUGCCCAACUUGAGGCUGAUCGACUACGAGACCCGAAACUUCGACGAGCACUUCCCAGCCAUUAUUCGCAAUGCAGCGAAGCGGAGGACAGAGGCAUCUGUCGCACCGCGGGAGGCUACUUUGGCGUCACAACCGCAGCCCGGCUCGGUCGCGUCAUUGCCACCUUCCCAACCGCUUUCCAAACUGAGAGAGUUCCGCAUCAGCAAUCAAGACACGGAGUUCGCGGUGCGGCUGGGUGGUAUCCAGGAACUCUUCCUCCUACCGGAGCUGCAGAUAUUCCGUGGCUGCGCCGUGGAACUCAAAACCAAGCUGGCAAGGCAAACACCUCGACCAAUAAGCACCCUGAGGCAUGCGUACCUCGAUAACUCUCUCGCCGAAGCCGCCGGCGUCGGCGACCUCCUCCGCACAUGUCCCGACUUGCAGACGUUGUCGAUAUACUGGGGAUCGGCCACGGUGGGCGACAGCGAACUCAACUUUGAUCACUUCGGCAAGGUCCUCCGGGAACACGGACAGAACCUCGAAACACUGGAUCUUGACUGCACGGAAUGUUUCUCGUAUGAAGGGGGAGAAUGGAAUGGCAAGAUCGGCGACCUCACGCCCCUGAAGCGUCUGAAGUAUCUCACGUUGCCCCUGGAUAUCAUGCUCGGGAGCGAGGAUGAGCUUAGCGGGAUGGACAAUAUCGGCGACAGUGACGACGAAGGUGGUGAGAACGUCGAGACUGUUCCGAUUACAAAAGAUAGCUUGGAACCGCUUCUGCCGGAGUCCCUGGAGAAGUUGCGGUUUUACAGCGGCUACGACGAAGCUGACUGGGUACGCGACAGUAUUCAGGGUGUUCUGUCUAGUCAACGGCUGAACCAACUCAAGAGAUUGCAGUUUGAUCUUGGCGUGACGCUUGAUGUGGGAUGGGAUAAGACUGGUUGGUUGAGCAAGAGAGCUGCUGGCCAUAAGCUGUUCUAUAGAUGA